Molecule: messenger RNA, 828 nt
Organism: Coturnix japonica (Japanese quail)
Lineage: Eukaryota; Metazoa; Chordata; Aves; Galliformes; Phasianidae
Product: cystatin
Cellular component (GO): cytoplasm; vesicle
Molecular function (GO): cysteine-type endopeptidase inhibitor activity
Source: RefSeq, a predicted model, not a curated record
GGGGCGGGGAGUGUGGGCCGAGGCCGCCGCCCACCCCGCUCCGCAGGCCUUAAAAUAGCGGCGGCGGCGAGUGUCGUACAGUGCGGAGCCAUGGCGGGGGUUCGUGGUGUUGUGGUGUUCCUGGCCGCGGCCCUAAUGCUUGCUGGCGCUGUUCUGGGCAGUGAGGGACGCUCCCGGCUCCUGGGGGCUCCCGUGCCUGUACGUGAGAACGACGAGGGCUUGCAGCGGGCCCUGCAGUUCGCUAUGGCCGAGUACAACAAGGCCAGCAACGAUAAAUACUCCAGUCGGGUGGUGCGGAUCAUCAGCGCCAAGCAGCAGCUUGUGUCUGGAAUCAAGUACAUCAUGGAGGUUGAGAUUGGUCGGACAACUUGCCCCAAGUCAUCAGCUGAUCUCCAGAGCUGUGAAUUCCACGAUGAGCCGGAGAUGGCUAAGUAUACCACAUGCAACUUUGUAGUGUACAGUAUUCCUUGGCUAAACCAAAUUAAACUCCUGAAAAGUUCCUGCCAGUAAGUCUCUCUCGGCUCCAGCAGUGACCAGCAACCAGUUACUCAGAUGGAGGAAAAAAGAAGCAAUAACAUGAAUCGAGAUGGGUCGUAUUGCUGCCAGUUAACUCAUACUUCUGUAUGCUUGUGCUAUGCAAGUAAAACUAUGUAAUCUUCGUAUAAAACACAGAAUGAUCUCUACUUUAUUUUUUCCUCUUUGUAGUUAUAUUUUGGAGUAGCUGUUUGUCUUCUCACAGCUUGCCCAAUAAAGCAACUCCAGUGUUGAGGAUAAAGUUGGUGUCCCUGUGAAGUGACUACUGUAAACAUUAAAACUCAAUUCACCAUU